Messenger RNA from Rubroshorea leprosula, 1389 nucleotides. The record is from the annotation of a GenBank genome assembly. NCBI's taxonomy places the organism in Eukaryota, Viridiplantae, Streptophyta, Magnoliopsida, Malvales, Dipterocarpaceae.
AUUUAAACUACUCAAAACUCUAACCCAAAAUUCAUAACUAAAACUUAUACUUACCUAACAAAAGAUACCUUAACCUUGGUUGGAGAAAGAAAGAAGAAAAGGAUGUAAGUGGAAGAGGAAGGCAUAGGAAAACAAAAUGGGGCUUUUGGGAGCCUUCAGGAGGCUUAUCCAAGCUUCCACUGACAAAGAAAAAAAACUUGGUUGGGACAAUGCCAUGUGGGAAGGUAUAGUGCUAGGUCAUAAAGUAUCCUCUAAGGGUAUUGUAGUUGAUAGAGCUAAAGUUGAGGACUUCUCAAAAAUUGCUAAGCCUCUUACUAAUCUCUUGGUUAAGGAAACACCAUUUUUCUUUGAUGAUGAUUGUAUGAAUGCUUUUCAAUUGUUGAAAGAGAAACUGGUUAAUGCUCUUAUUGUUGUUGCACCUUGUUGGGAUUUGCCUUUUGAGAUAAUGUGUGAUGUUAGCAAUGAUGCUUUAGGUGCAGUUUUUGGACAAAGAAAAUAUAGGAAAUUUCACACCGUUUAUUAUGCAAGUAGGACAAUGAAUGAUGCUCAAAAGAAUUACACUACUAUUGAAAAAGAGUUGCUCGCUGUCGUGUUAGCUUUUGAAAACUUUAGGCCUUAUCUAAUUUUGUCCAAGGUGAUUGUUUAUACUGAUCAUUUCGUACUUAAAUAUCUGCUUGCUAAAAAGGAUGCAAAACCUAGGUUGUUGAGAUGGAUUUUGUUGUUGCAAGAGUUUGACUUAGAAAUUAAGGAUAGAAAAGGUGUAGAAAAUUCUGUUGCUGAUCAUUUGUCUAGGUUAGAUAAGGUGCAUGUGGAAUGUGGGGAUGAUCAACCUUUACUUGAUGAGUUUCCAGAUGAGCAAUUGUGUUUAGUUUCUUUGUGUGCUCUUUCUUCUUUACAUUGGUAUGCAGAUUUUGUUAAUUAUCUUGUGAGUAAUUUCUUACCUCCUAACUUAUCUUUUCAACAGAAAAAGAAGUUCUUUUCUGAUAUUAAACAUUAUUUAUGGGAGGAACCAUUUCUUUACAAGAUAUGUGGUAAUGGAAUGAUUCGGAGAUGUGUACCACAAGAAAAGGUAGAUGCAAUCUUGAGUUUUUGUCAUGACAAAGAAAGCUGGUAGUCAUUUUGGUGCCUCCAAAAUAGCAUCUAAGGUUUUGCAAUGUGGUUUUAUUAGCCUUCUUUAUUUAAAGAUGCUUAUGCUUAUGUGAGUGCAUGUGACCAAUGCCAAAGAACUGGUAAUAUUUCUAGGAGACAUGAAAUGCCUUUGACUAAUAUUUUGGUGUGUGAUAUAUUUGAUGUUUGGGGCAUAGAUUUCAUGGGUCCUUUUCCUUCAUCUUUUGGCAAAGCAUAUAUUCUUGUUGCGGUAGAUUAUGUGAGUAAAUGGGUAAAGGCUGU